Messenger RNA from Penicillium angulare, 663 nucleotides. RefSeq names its product GNAT family N-acetyltransferase. Gene Ontology annotation, molecular function: acyltransferase activity, transferring groups other than amino-acyl groups. The transcript has 2 exons. NCBI's taxonomy places the organism in Eukaryota, Fungi, Ascomycota, Eurotiomycetes, Eurotiales, Aspergillaceae. The coding region runs from base 1 to 663 and encodes 220 amino acids. The record is from RefSeq and is a predicted model, not a curated record.
AUGGCAUAUCAAGUCGAAUACGCCACGGAGCAGGAUGCCUCAGAAUUAGGCAUCAUCAACAAUGACAGCUUCAGAGAAAGGGCACUUCUUCCGGUCAUAUUCCCCAAGAGCAGUGAGCCUAGUCUACGCGCAUACAAGGCUAUACAUGUCCCCAAGCACCUGGCGGACCCCAAAACCCAUGUGUUGAAGGUCACAGACCCCGCGAGUGGAACCAUUGUUGGCUAUGGCCGUUGGUAUAUUCCAACAGAGCUGGGAAUCGAACCGCAUGUCCCCGAAUUGAGCGAACAAGGCCAGGUCUACGCUAAGGAUCCUGUGGCCUUUGCGCCUCAGCCUAUGAAUAUGCGCGUAUUCACAGCUUUCAAGGCAAUGCUGGAGGAGGGGCGUAAGCGCCAUACUACAGAGCGCGACAUGAUGCUCGAUAUAUUGGCUACUCUGCCUAGUCAUCAAGGCCGUGGUGUUGGAUCCGCCAUCCUCCGCUGGGGUUGUGAGAAGGCGGAUGCAUUGCAAGUCCGGAUUUACCUUGAGGCAACUCCUGAAGGAUACCCUCUGUAUGUGAAGUAUGGAUGGAAGGCAGUCGAAAACGUUGAUUUUGAUAUGAAUGAACUGGGCGCUCAUGGCGUAGAUGAUUUUGUCUUUAUGAUUCGAGAUCCUAAGCCAGCUUGA